AUUGCAUAAACUUCACUGAGAAUAAUUUAAGUCCGAGAUGAUUGCCAUAAAAACAAGGUUUUUUUUGUCAGGGAAGCUGUUUUGAUUUGAAGGAUCUACCAUAGACCAUUUGUUAGAAUUUUACGUUCUUAAAUUUUGAAGAGAAAAGAAGAAAAGUCCAAAGUCACAGUAGUGGAAGUGGUUGUGAUAACAACCGAUACACCAGCAUCAGUUGUUUCAGCCAUGGCUUCUGCUCCUUCUAAGCUUUACGCAGACGAUGUUAGCCUUUUGAUGGUUCUCCUGGAUACUAAUCCUCUUUUCUGGAGCUCCUCUUCUCUUACUUUCUCUUCCUUUCUCUCUCAUGUACUUUCAUUUUUGAACUCAAUUCUACUUUUGAAUCAACUCAACCAAGUCGUCGUUAUUGCUACUGGAUACAAUUACUGCGAUUACGUAUUCGAUUCUUCUCUGGCCACAAACCAGGGCUCCGAAAAUGGAAGAAUGCCUGCACUUUGCGCAAACUUGUUGCUGAAACUUGAGGAAUUUGCUAUCAAAGACGAGAAUUUGCAUAAGGAUGGCUCCGAGAAAGGGCUUGCCUCUUCGCUGCUAUCUGGGUCAUUGUCCAUGGCCCUUUGUUAUAUACAAAAGGUAUUUCGAUCAGGAGCACUCCAUCCACAACCCCGGAUUUUAUGCUUGCAUGGAUCCGCAGAUGGACCUGAACAGUAUGUUGCAAUCAUGAAUUCAAUAUUUUCUGCACAACGUUCUAUGGUUCCUAUAGAUUCUUGCUAUAUAGGCUCUAAUAAUUCUGCCUUCCUGCAGCAGGCAUCUUACAUAACUGGUGGUGUAUAUUUGAAGCCCCAACAACCUGAUGGCCUAUUUCAAUAUCUGUCGACAGUUUUUGCAACUGAUUUGCACUCUCGGGCCUUUUUACAACUUCCUAAGUCUGUUGGUGUGGACUUUCGAGCUUCGUGUUUUUGCCAUAAAAAGACCAUAGACAUGGGCUACAUAUGCUCUGUUUGCCUGUCUAUAUUCUGUAAGCAUCACAAGAAAUGUUCAACCUGCGGAUCAGUAUUUGGUCAGGUCCAAUCUGACAAUGGGUCUGCAUCUAACCUGAAGAGAAAGACUACAUAAACAUGUUUUUUACUCUUCUUUGGAGCACAUCUGGGACUAUAUUUGCGGUGACAAAUUCUGAAGACUACUUGUAAUACCCCAUUGGGUCCUCAUUCCAAUCAGAGAAACUGUCACAAGUCACCACUGCUCAACUUUUGGGACAGGAGAAACUUGAGAUUCUUUUAGAAGCAGCUUGAUUGGAUUGAGUUCUCCAAACUUUAUGGUUCUUUAAAUUAACCAUUUAAGCUAAAUGCUUUGAAUUACAUGUCGAGAACAAAUAAAUAUAGUUAAGAUCUUUCGUUUCAUUGAUUAUGAUCUCCAAGAGAAAUCCAGUAGGAAUGAGCCCCAUGCUUUUUAGCUGAACACAUAAAUACUUAA
Molecule: messenger RNA, 1464 nt
Organism: Humulus lupulus (European hop)
Lineage: Eukaryota; Viridiplantae; Streptophyta; Magnoliopsida; Rosales; Cannabaceae
Product: general transcription and DNA repair factor IIH subunit TFB4
Exons: 11
Coding region: 223-1107 (294 amino acids)
Biological process (GO): regulation of DNA-templated transcription; nucleotide-excision repair
Cellular component (GO): transcription factor TFIIH core complex; transcription factor TFIIH holo complex
Source: RefSeq, a predicted model, not a curated record